AGAGUAUGAAGUCGAGUGAGUUGUCGACUGAGGUAAAAUUCUUGGAUUCAAUUUAUUUUCGUCGGAUUGAAAGGUGUCGUUAACGAAUUAACGCUGAUCGAUCAGCUUUCGAAUAAUGCUGGUCAAUUAAACAGAGACAUUAUUGACACCUGACUAGGGACUUUGAUCUCGCUUUGUUAACGCAGGCAGGACGUGCAGCGGGCUCGAACGCUCGAACUGACUCGAACAGCUGAUGCUUCUGGAAUACCGGCGAAAUGUCAAAAUCAGCGCUAAUCACACUCCGGGUACAGUCACCCGAAGGUACCAAACGAAUUGAAGUGAAGCCCACUGAUACUGUACGAGAACUCUUUGAAAAGGUACAUGAUACGUUUGAGUUGAACAGUUUUGGAUUUGGUCUGUACAAAUUGAAAAAUCACAAAGAUGAGCUUAUAUCAUCUCGGAGCAAGACUGUCAUGGACACUGGACUGUCUCAUGGUGAUAUGGUGUACCUCGUGCCUCUCAAUGGCACUGUUUUAUGGCCACAAGAUGGACCCUCGACCAGUAGUGCCUCCGUUAAUAUUCCAUCAGCAGAAACAACCUCAAUGGAAAUGUCGCCAAGCACAAGUCGAGUAUCACAGGGAUCUUCGGCAAUGAAUUCUGUCCGUCCUCUCGCCAAUGUCACCGAAGAUGAAGUGGAUCAGAAAUUGUGGAAAAUGGAUGGAAAAAUACAACAAAAACGUGACGAAAAAUUAUGCCGGCAUGGUCCCAAUGGAUGUUGCGUGCAUUGUUCACCUUUAGAACCUUUCGACGAAGCGUAUCUCAAGGAACAAAAUAUCAAGCAUUUAUCAUUCCACUCAUAUCUCAGAAAGGGGACGGCUGGUGUCGACAGAGGAAAAUUUCUCCAGCUUGAAGACAUAAGCUGUCGCAUCAAGACAGGCUGCAAAGAUCAUCCCCCAUGGCCCCGUGGGAUUUGUAGUAAAUGUCAGCCUAAUGCUAUUACUCUGAAUCGACAGCAAUAUCGCCACGUCGAUAAUGUGAUGUUUGAAAAUGCAAGCCUGGUUGAACGUUUUUUGAAUUAUUGGCGAAGCACUGGGCACCAACGUGUAGGUUAUCUUUAUGGAAGAUAUGAAAUAAACACUGACGUCCCCCUUGGUAUUAGAGCUGUAGUCGCUGCAAUCUACGAACCUCCACAAGAAAGUACAAGAGACACAGUAUCUUUGCUACCAGAUCCAAGACAAGAAUUAGUUGAUGAAUUGGCCCGUAUUCUUGGACUACAAAGAGUCGGGUGGAUAUUCACAGAUCUAAUUGCGGAUGACGUACAGAAAGGCACAGUAAAGCACGUCAGAAAUAUAGAAAGUCACUUCUUAUCAGCACAAGAAUGCAUUAUGGCGGGCUACUUCCAAAAUCAGCAUCCUAAUGCUUGUCGUUUUUCUCCAAGUGGUUAUUUCGGUUCCAAGUUUGUCACAGUCUGCGUUACAGGCGAUGAUAAGAAUCAGGUGCAUAUGGAAGGAUAUGAGGUCUCCAAUCAGUGCAUGGCUUUGGUACGUGAUGGGUGUCUUGUCCCCACAAAGGAUGCGCCGGAGCUUGGCUAUGUCAUAGAGUCGACAGAUAAGCAGUAUGUUCCUGAUGUCUACUAUAAGGAGAAGGAUAGCUACGGCAAUGAAGUAUCCAGAUUAGCAAGACCUCUGCCGGUGGAGUAUCUGCUAGUUGAUGUGCCAGCCUCGACUCCUCUCACUCCACAGUUUACUUUUUACGUAAACGAAGAUAUUACUCCAUUCCCGGUUGAAAAUAGGCUGGUCGAUGGACAAGUUCAAGUGUUUAGUUCCCUCUGUACAUACAUGCAGCAGUUUACUCCCGAUCAAUUCUUGGAAGCAGUGUCCGAUUUUCAUCUUCUUCUAUUUAUCGCAACAAUGGAUAUGCUACCAAUGAAGGAUCACAUGGCACCUCUCUUGUCAGCAAUUCGAUCAGGGAAUCGUGAACAGGCCUUGGAAUGGGCGCGUUCAGAACACUGGGCAACUGUGGAACAGUUGAUAUCCGCAACAUCGACCAGCCCACAUACAUCUCGAGGCAUAGCUUUCAGUAAUAGUCCCGGAGCAUCUGUAUCCACGGUGGGAGUUGGAACCGGAGCUGGAAAUGGAGCAGCCGUAAAUCCAAUUCCCGAACAAUCACUCUGGACAUGUCGUCAUUGCACUUUUAUUAAUUCCGCUGAUCUCGCGACGUGUGAUAUGUGCAGCUUACCAAGGUUUUGAUGCACGCUGAUCCAUUGAAUAAGCUUAACCUUUUUUCUCUUAUUUUUAUUAACAUUAUUUCGCUCUAUUUAUGAAUAAACAAAAUGCUAAUCUUAACGGAACGUUUUUCAUCAUUUUUCAUUCAGUUCUCAUCAAGCAUUUUAGAAGGAAUGUUGAAUUGCCUAACCAAGCACAAUCGUCGUUGAGCUAUAAAUAGUUAUAACUCCACAUUGCAAUUGAAAAUUUUAAUUACCUAGUAUCAUGAUCGUUUGGCUUCUGUCUUUCGUGAAUAUGAGGCUGUCAGUCGUGCUCUUCACUACGCUUGCCGAAUUAUUUCGAGGACGUGUAAAUCGCGGUCUGUCGAACGUUGCCUCACUCUACGAGUUUAGAUUUUAAGGCUGAUUCAUCGCUUUGUUAAACUUGUAUACCCGAUGUGUUAUAACUUGUUUCUGCUUAGUCUAUCCACUUCCAGCAACUGCAAUAUUCAUCCUAACAAAAUAUCAACAAUUUUAAUGAUUGAGUAGAAGUCAUGUUAAGAAAAUGUCACGAGACUGUUUAUGACAGAAAAUGCUAUAUUUAAAAAGUACAUGAUAUUAAUUUUAGAAUGCUGAUGUAAGGAAUGCCGAUGAUAUCGAGUGAACGAAAGGGUAUUGCAAGAUAUAGUAUAAUUAAUCAAUUAUGUCUGUGUACUACGACAUUAAUAUUAAGGCUACCUCCGAUAUUUUAUGAAUUAAGAAUUUUUCAAAUAACAAGUGGUAACUGUGAUACAAAAAAAAAACAAUACAAACCUACAAAAGCAAACGAAAACAAAACUCAAGCAUAACAGUAUAUUUAGUAGUGUUCAAUAAAUAUUGGCUACUCAAGA
This is a messenger RNA of Athalia rosae (coleseed sawfly), 3072 nucleotides long. RefSeq names its product nuclear protein localization protein 4 homolog (gene Npl4). Gene Ontology annotation, molecular function: ubiquitin binding; ubiquitin protein ligase binding. The transcript has 14 exons. Lineage: Eukaryota; Metazoa; Arthropoda; Insecta; Hymenoptera; Athaliidae. The record is from RefSeq and is a predicted model, not a curated record. Gene Ontology annotation, biological process: ubiquitin-dependent protein catabolic process. Gene Ontology annotation, cellular component: nucleus. The coding region runs from base 255 to 2228 and encodes 657 amino acids.